This is a messenger RNA of Desarmillaria tabescens, 1837 nucleotides long. RefSeq names its product AMP-binding protein. Gene Ontology annotation, molecular function: phosphopantetheine binding. NCBI's taxonomy places the organism in Eukaryota, Fungi, Basidiomycota, Agaricomycetes, Agaricales, Physalacriaceae. The coding region runs from base 110 to 1771 and encodes 553 amino acids. Gene Ontology annotation, biological process: amino acid activation for nonribosomal peptide biosynthetic process; secondary metabolite biosynthetic process. Gene Ontology annotation, cellular component: cytoplasm. The record is from RefSeq and is a predicted model, not a curated record. The transcript has 7 exons.
ACGAAUCCAUGGUAUGUUCUGAUAUGAAACCCAUUUGGAUUCCGCUCUCGACCCUUAUAAUGCCCGCUGUCUCUCAAUUGAACUCGAUAUCUGGACUGGAGCACUCGACAUGGACUCGAACAUCUUCCGCGCCAGUGUUCGUUAUUUUCGCUACGUACUCCUCGCUGUGUUGGGCCGGUACUUUUUUACAGGACGUACUCAGUCGUACUCCGAGUACCGUCGUGUCCCCGAAUUCGAGGAGGAGAAGGUAUCUGAAAAGAUAUCUGAGCAUGUAGCUGCCUCGAAGCACAGUUUCGGCGUAAAGGUAGAUGCUCCGUUUACGUGUGUUCAUCAUGCUUUCGCGUCUGCAGUUCGCGCAAACCCUUCGCAGAGAGCCGUCGUUGACCACCUAGGGAAUUCCAUGUCCUAUGCCGACCUCGACUAUCUUUCGUCGCUCCUUGCUUCGUAUCUAAGAGCCCAUGGUGUUCGCCCAGGGUGUCUCGUCGCUCUUGUCGCACAGCGUUCAAUUGCUCAGGUGGUCGCCAUCUUUGGAAUCUUGCGCGCUGGCGCGGCAUACAUUCCAUUGGAUGGUGACAUCACCAGGGAUGAUACACUUCAAAGUAUCAUGCUCGAUGCAAAUCCCACAUUCGUUCUAGUCUCCAAAGGAUGUAUCUCUCGCACCAGCCUACUCAGUCAUCCCUACGGAUGCAUCGAAGAUGUACUUCACUCCAUCAGAGAUUAUCCUCUUGACGCGGUUGAGGAUCUAUCUCGAGGCUCUGAUACCGCCUACAUAAUAUUCACAUCGGGUACCACCGGCAAGCCUAAAGGUGUCAUGGUCAGUCAUUCGAACGUCACCAACCUACUCUCAUUGUCGCCUGGGAAUUUGCACAUCAAACCUGGAGUUAAAGUGGCACAGCUCCUUAAUAUAGCCUUCGAUAUGUGCGCAUGGGAAACUCUCGGGUGUCUAAUGAAUGGAGGGACUUUGUAUUUACGGGGCCCUCGACGAGCAGAUUGGAUCAAGGUUAUGAAGACGGUGGAUGUUAUAAUCGCUACUCCGUCUAUACUGAUUCCCCACGACCCCUCCGAUUUUCCCAAUGUUCGAGUGGUUGCUACGGCCGGAGAGCCUUGCCCCCAAUCAUUGGCGGACAAGUGGGCCUCUCAAGCGACUUUCUACAAUUGUUGUGGACCUACCGAGACGACGAUAGUCAACACGAUGCAUAAACAUGCUCCUUACACACCGCUUUCCAUUGGCAAGCCAACCGCGAAUAACAGCGUCUAUGUCCUGAAUGAGCUGUUGCGGCCUGUACCUUUCGGGACCGCUGGCGUUAUGUGGGCCGGCGGGAAAGGUAUCUCGAAAGGAUACUUCGGACUAGAUGAACUGACUUCCCAACGAUACCUCAAAGAUCCCUUCAUUCCUGGCGGGAUAAUGUAUAAUACUGGCGACAUCGGAAAAUGGAGAGAAGACGGCUCUCUUGACCAUUUAGGUCGCGUCGACGAUCAAGUUAAGAUCAAAGGCUUCCGCGUAGAGUUGGAUGGCAUCAGUGCGGCUAUGCAAUCUUACCCCACGGUUACGGGUGCAUGCGCAGUAUUGAUUGGUGACGAACUUGUCGGAUUAUUCACGCCUUCAUCGGUCGAUGCCAGAAGCGUUCAAGAGGCCGUUUGUAAAAUCUUGCCAUGGUAUUCCGUUCCUUGCAAAUUCCUGUCGAUCCCCGCUUUGCCUUUGACCAAAAACGGCAAGAUAGACAAAACGGAACUCAAGAGCAUCGCUCUUCGUCAGCCAGCAGGUGUGUAGUUUAUUGGUAACGCUAGAUUCCCUCAUUAUGGUACUCUAUCUUUGUGCUUGUGUUGUAUGCUUGUU